GUCUAACAACUUCACUUAAUUUUGCCGGAGCCGACUAGUUUCUCGAAUUUUCGGGAAAGAAAAAUCAAACUUUUAUUAAAUGAAUUUUUAGCUGAGUAAGCAUUCAAUCGUAUAUAUACUACCGUUCAGCUCGUGGGUUGUUUAACGUUGUGAAACAAGUAAAUUGGGACAAGUGUUUUCAAAGUAUUUCAGUGAAUAUAAAAUUCUAACAAGGAAAGCAAAAAAUGUCUGAUAAGGCUAAUGAGUUCAAAGAUAAGGGCAACAAAGCCCUGCAGGAUGGUAACUUAGAAGAUGCUAUUGCAUUUUAUUCAAAGGCUAUUGAGCUUGAUAGUUCGAAUUAUGUUUUCUACAGCAACAGAUCAGCAGCAUAUGCAAAAAAAGGUGAUUACAACAAUGCAUUGGCUGAUGCAAAGAAAACUGUGGAAAUCAAACCUGAUUGGGGAAAGGGUUACUCACGUCUAGGUGCUGCAUACAGUUACCUUGGACAAGAUAUGGAAGCAUAUGAAGCUUAUGAGAAAGGUCUUAAAUAUGAACCUGAUAAUGCACAAUUAAAAACAGCCAUGCAAGAACUAGAUAACAAAAUGAGUCGGCAGAAUAAUCCAUUUGCAGAUCCAAGCCUUGAAGCAAAGCUGGCAAUGAAUCCUAAAACAAGAGAGUAUUUAAAUGAUCCAUCUUUUCUGCAAAUGCUUCAAGUUUUAAAAUCUGAUCCAUCCAAAUUAAGCAUGUUUGCAAAAGACCAGAGAGUGAUGCAAGUACUAAGUGUUUUACUUGGAAUACAAAUGGAUUUUCCCCAACAGUCAGAAAACAAGCCAAAACCACAAGAAACUAAAGUAAAAACAGAAACUACCAAGCCUCCUGAAGAUAAACGUACAGACACUCAGCGCCAGGCAGAUAGUGAGAAAGAACUUGGUAAUGAUGCAUACAAGAAACGCGACUUUGUUACUGCUCACAUUCAUUACGACAAUGCUAUUAAUUUGGAACCUACUAAUAUUUUAUAUCUUAAUAACAAAGCUGCAGUUUUUUUUGAAGAAGAAAAAUAUGAAGAAUGCAUACAGUUAUGUUUGAAGGCUGUAGAUGUUGGAAGACAAAAUCGUGCUCCUUAUGCUCUAAUUGCUAAACCAUUAGCAAGAAUUGGUACUACCUAUCAAAAAAUGAAAGAUUAUUCGAAUGCUGUUAAGUAUUUUGAAAUGUCAUUAACAGAAGCUCAUAAUGAAGAAGUCAAGAAAAAGUUAACAAAUCUUAAAAAGAUUAUUAAAGAAGAAGAAGAAAAAAAAUAUCGUGAUCCAGUUAAAGCUGAAGAAGCCAGAGAACUAGGAAAUCAGUUAUUUAAAAAAGGUGAUUAUCCUGGAGCCCUUAAAGCUUACAGUGAAUCAGUGAAACGCAACCCUGAAGAUGCUAGAGUAUUUAGCAAUCGCGCUGCUUGUUACACUAAACUGGCUGAGUUUGGACUUGCGCUGAAAGAUGUAGAAACUUGUUUAGUUCUAGAUCCAAAGUUCAUUAAAGCAUACCUUCGCAAAGGCAAUAUUGCAUUGCUAAUGAAGGAAACAGCUAAAGCCAGAGAGGCAUACGAGAAGGCUUUAGAACUAGAUGAGAAUUGCCAGGAAGCUAAAGAUGGCAUAAUAUCUGUUAUGCGUCAAAACGCAACACUUACGCCUGAAGAACGGCGAAAGCAAGCAAUGGAAGAUCCUGAAGUACAAAAUAUUCUAAAAGAUCCUGCAAUGCGAAUGAUUUUAGAGCAGAUGCAGGAGAAUCCUCAAGCAGCUCAAGAGCAUUUACAGAAUCCUUUGAUUCGUGAAAAGAUAUCCAAACUUCUCGAGUCUGGAAUUAUACAAAUGCGUUAAUUAUUUCUCUUUUUUUCUCCUGUUUCCUAUUAAAUUGUAUCUACUACUUAAUAUUUCAAUUUUUACGUGAUUAUAAGAAUUAAAUAAUUAUGUACAUA
Molecule: messenger RNA, 1939 nt
Organism: Hydra vulgaris (swiftwater hydra)
Lineage: Eukaryota; Metazoa; Cnidaria; Hydrozoa; Anthoathecata; Hydridae
Product: stress-induced-phosphoprotein 1
Molecular function (GO): Hsp90 protein binding
Source: RefSeq, a predicted model, not a curated record